Molecule: messenger RNA, 1861 nt
Organism: Suncus etruscus (white-toothed pygmy shrew)
Lineage: Eukaryota; Metazoa; Chordata; Mammalia; Eulipotyphla; Soricidae
Gene: AP3M1
Product: adaptor related protein complex 3 subunit mu 1
Exons: 9
Coding region: 266-1522 (418 amino acids)
Biological process (GO): intracellular protein transport; endocytosis
Cellular component (GO): cytoplasmic vesicle; clathrin adaptor complex
Source: RefSeq, a predicted model, not a curated record
UAGAAACAUUAAUUAUUCUCGAUUCUGAGUCAGUUAGAAAAUUUAGAUAGUACUCUUAAGAGACAUUAAUCUUUCAGGGAAGCAUCUUUUCGCUCAUUUGUGGAGAUUGAGUUCAUUUCAUUGCAGCUAGAAAUCAGGCACUGUACUAGCCGCCUCGGCUGCAGGGGGUCUUCGCGGCCUUCUCGCUGCUUCGGCUUCGGUCCUGCCAGGAGGACCCCAGGCACGGAACGUUCCCACCGGCGGCCCCUGGAGUCGGGUCGGGAAAAUGAUCCACAGCCUAUUUCUCAUCAAUUGUUCCGGUGACAUCUUCUUAGAGAAGCACUGGAAAAGCGUGGUGAGCCAGUCUGUCUGUGAUUAUUUCUUCGAGGCACAGGAGAAAGCUGCUGAUGUGGAGAAUGUGCCCCCUGUCAUCUCGACCCCACAUCACUACCUCAUCAGCAUCUACCGUGAGAAGCUCUUCUUCGUGUCUGUCAUCCAGUCUGAAGUCCCGCCCCUCUUUGUAAUUGAAUUCUUGCAUCGGGUGGCCGACACUUUUCAGGACUACUUUGGUGAGUGCUCAGAGGCUGCGAUUAAGGAUAAUGUGGUCAUAGUCUAUGAGCUUCUGGAAGAAAUGUUAGACAAUGGAUUCCCACUGGCUACUGAAUCUAACAUUUUGAAAGAAUUGAUUAAACCACCAACAAUUCUACGUUCUGUUGUGAACUCAAUUACAGGUAGUAGCAAUGUUGGGGACACUCUCCCCACUGGACAGCUAUCCAAUAUCCCAUGGCGCCGGGCAGGGGUCAAGUAUACGAACAAUGAAGCCUACUUUGAUGUCAUUGAAGAGAUAGAUGCAAUUAUAGAUAAAUCAGGGUCUACAGUCUUUGCGGAAAUCCAGGGAGUCAUAGAUGCUUGCAUUAAGCUCACUGGAAUGCCUGACCUCUCCCUUUCUUUUAUGAAUCCACGGCUUCUAGAUGAUGUCAGCUUCCACCCUUGUAUCCGGUUCAAACGCUGGGAAUCAGAAAGAGUUUUGUCCUUUAUUCCUCCUGAUGGAAAUUUCCGGCUCAUCUCAUACCGUGUCAGCUCACAGAAUCUAGUGGCGAUUCCAGUGUACGUGAAACAUAGCAUCAGUUUCAAGGAGAACAGUUCAUGUGGCAGAUUUGAUAUCACUAUUGGACCAAAGCAGAAUAUGGGGAAAACGAUUGAAGGAAUCACCGUGACAGUCCACAUGCCCAAAGUUGUGCUGAACAUGAAUCUGACGCCGACCCAGGGCAGCUACACAUUUGACCCCGUCACCAAGAUACUGACAUGGGAUGUGGGAAAAAUUACUCCACAAAAGCUCCCUAGCCUUAAAGGACUGGUCAACCUACAGUCUGGAGCACCCAAGCCGGAAGAAAACCCAAGCCUCAACAUCCAGUUCAGGAUCCAGCAGCUGGCUAUAUCAGGCUUAAAAGUAAACCGCUUGGACAUGUAUGGGGAGAAAUAUAAGCCAUUUAAAGGAGUCAAAUACGUCACAAAAGCUGGAAAGUUCCAAGUGAGGACAUGAAAAGAUGCCAAAAGUCCCUCGAGAUCUGUUUGUUUUCCAAGAGUCACGACAGUUUCAAACUAUUAGGUACCAAGUGGGUGGGAAUAGGUAUCGCAGUUAGAGCAUCCGGGUCCAGCCAUGCACAACUAGCAGAGAGCCGCUUCACCAGAGUAGGAGCCUCACAGAGCUAUAAGCUAAGAAACCUUUGGACUGACUUAGCUUAUUUUGUAUUUUUCACUUAGGAUGAUCUGAGAGGUGAUUUCCUCCAGGAGGUUUGGGAGCGGGGUGGGUCGGUGCUGCCAGAUGUCCCAGACUAUUCACGGCCACCCCUGCUAAGCAUCUGCCUCUCCCCUCCACCGA